UCUUUGAUAUCCUAGCAGUCCUGUCCCGGCUAUUUUUUCAUCGACAUUGAACCAUUCGUCUAACUCUAUAAUGCGAGUGAUCGUACAUCUUUUAUUCCUUUGUGGUUUUCUCGACUAUACAGCAGUUGGAAUACCUGAUGUUCCGCAGAAUGUAUUUAAAAAAGUACAAACGGACAAAGAACAAUUAAACAGCAGAUACAUUCCUCCUCAAGGCCAUCUCAUAUUACAGAUGAUAAGAAAAGCAGGUUUUCCCGCGGAAAUUCACGUAGUACAAACGGAGGAUGGCUAUCUUUUAACACUUUAUCGUAUUCCACGUAAAAAUGAUGCACGUAAAAAUGGUUCACCCGUGCUACUGCAACAUGCUCUUUUAUCUAGCUGCGCCGAUUUUCUCAUCCUCGGCAAGGAUAAAGGACUUGCUUUCAUAUUGGCCAAUUAUGGAUAUGACGUUUGGUUGGGCAAUUUUCGUGGAAAUACUCAUUCGCGAGCACAUAUUUUUUUAUCUCCAUUGAAUUCAAAAUUUUGGAAUUUCAGCUUUCACGAAAUGGGCAUUUACGAUAUACCCGCGAUGAUUUUAUAUAUUACAAAAAUGACUUCGCAACCAUUGCACGCAUAUAUCGGUCAUUCACUAGGCUCGACUGCUUCUUACGUAAUGGCAGCGGAACGUCCAGAAUUCGCUCGAAUGGUGCGAAUAAUAAUCAGCCUUGCACCUGCGGCUAUUGUGAAACGUACAACAACUCCGUUACGGUUUAUCGCCUCUUUGUUAGUAAAUAAUCAGGAGCUCUUGCAGCUGCUUGGUAUAAACGAGAUUCUGCCGCAGAGCUCUAUAUCUUUUGCUAAGCCUAUCUGCGAUAUCGAUCCAGAGUUAUGCGCCAAUGUGAUAUUUCUUUUCUGCGGUUACGAUAGGGAGCAAUUAAAUAUUACUUUACUGCCUAUAUUUUUGAGUCACAGUCCAGCUGGUACUUCGUUGAAAAUGCUAAUACACUUGUACCAGAUAGUUAAUUCCGGAAAGUUUAGCCAAUACGAUUACGGUCGUGCGAAAAAUCUACAGAUCUACAACACAUCCGAACCGCCGAAUUACAAUCUCGCCAACAUCACCACACCGUUCGCGUUGUUCUACGCCGAAAACGACCCGAUAGUCACCAUCCUGGACGCGAAAGAAUUCAUCAGCUUGUUACCCAAUAUAGUGGACGAAUAUGCAGUGCCGUUUCCUAAAUUCAAUCAUCUGGAUUUCGUACUUGCCACAGAUGCACCUCGGCUUGUAUACAAUAGAUUACUUAAGGUUCUAAAAAUAGGAUCAUAG
Molecule: messenger RNA, 1300 nt
Organism: Mycetomoellerius zeteki
Lineage: Eukaryota; Metazoa; Arthropoda; Insecta; Hymenoptera; Formicidae
Product: lipase 3
Exons: 7
Coding region: 71-1300 (409 amino acids)
Biological process (GO): lipid metabolic process
Molecular function (GO): hydrolase activity, acting on ester bonds
Source: RefSeq, a predicted model, not a curated record